AUGGAAACACCAAUCCGCCUCACAGUCCUCAUAUCAGGCAAUGGCAGCAACCUCCAAGCCGUCAUCGACGCCAUCAGCAAGAAAGAAAACAGCCCCCUCCCCAACACACAAAUAGUGCGAGUCCUCUCUAACCGCAAAACGGCCUAUGGCCUCGAACGCGCAGCCCAAGCCGGCAUCCCAACAACAUACCACAAUCUCGUGAAAUACAAAAACGCGCAUCCAGCAACUCCGGAAGGUGUGCAGGCUGCCAGGGAAGAAUAUGAUGCGGAAUUGGCGCGCUUAGUGAUUGCCGAUAAGCCGGAUUUGAUUGCGUGUUUGGGGUUUAUGCAUGUGUUGUCGACGAGGUUUUUGAGGCCGUUGGAGCUUGUUGAUGGGGGGAUUAGGAUUGUGAAUUUGCAUCCUGCGUUGCCGGGGGCGUUUAAUGGGGUUGACGCAAUCGAACGAGCUCAUGCGGCCUGGCAAGAAGGGAAGAUUACCAAAACCGGGGUGAUGAUACAUAAUGUGAUUUCAGAGGUUGAUAUGGGACAGCCAAUCCUCGUUAAGGAAAUUCCGUUUGUGGAGGGCGUUGAUGAAGACUUGGAAAAAUUCAAGAGCAAGGUGCACGAAGUCGAAUGGGGCGCGGUUAUUGAAGGGUUGCAAAUUGCCAUUCGCGAGAUUCGGGAGAAACGGUCGUCUUCUGGGUCUGCAGUUUGA
Molecule: messenger RNA, 693 nt
Organism: Talaromyces atroroseus
Lineage: Eukaryota; Fungi; Ascomycota; Eurotiomycetes; Eurotiales; Trichocomaceae
Product: Phosphoribosylglycinamide formyltransferase
Exons: 2
Coding region: 1-693 (230 amino acids)
Biological process (GO): 'de novo' IMP biosynthetic process
Cellular component (GO): cytoplasm
Molecular function (GO): phosphoribosylglycinamide formyltransferase activity
Source: RefSeq, a predicted model, not a curated record